GGGAACUAGCUGUUACACUAUAAACAAUCGAUGUGGUGGUUUCACAAAGGCUCCUGUUACUGUGAAGAUCACAUACAAUAUACAUCACUGUGUUUGUUGGUAAAGGAGAAGAAUUAUAAGAAUAUCUGACAAAUUCAGUUGCUGAACAAGACAAUGUCUGCCAAGAACCAAACCUCAGACCAUCCUGAUGCACACGGAGGGCGUCUAGAGGAAAACCCGGGCACUGGGCUAUUAAAUGUGAAGGAAGAGGAUGAGACAGAUGACAUGAAUAGUCAUCAGACUGAAAUACAGUGGUCCCUCCCUGCCGAUGAAGAUAACGCUGAUAUAGUGAAAGUUGAGAUAACAGAAGAUCUGUGUUUGAGGCAUCAAUUGGGAGUCUUGGAUGAAGAAACCAGUGACAGCGUCAGCCCAGGCCAUAUGGAUGGGACGUCUUCAGAUGGCUCAGCAGUUGAGCACAGAGGAGAAUCGUAUGUGUGUGAUCAGGUGAAGACUGAGGAGGAUGAAGUUCCUGUCAAUACAAUUGAAGGUAGAUUCAGAGACUGUGAUAAUCCCAGUGCAGAUGCUUCUUUCAGUCCUUUUCAAAAUCAAAGAAAUAAUAAGGGAAACAAAUGUUUUAUCCAAAAAAACAGUUUUAUUGAACAUCCGGCCAUUCAUACAGACAAGAAAGCAUUUUCAUGUUCUGAAUGUGGAAAAUGGUUUACUCAAAAACCACAUCUUAUUACUCAUCAGAAAAUUCAUACAGGAGAGAGACAAUUUUCAUGUUCUCAGUGUGGGAGAUGUUUUACUCAAAAAUCGCAUCUUAUUACUCAUCAGAAAAUUCAUACAGGUGAAAAAGAAUUUUCAUGUUCUGAAUGUGGGAAGUGCUUUUCUCUAAAAUCAACUCUUGUUAAUCAUCAGAAGAUUCAUACAGGAGAGAAAGCAUUUUCAUGUUCUUAUUGUGGAAAAUGUUUUACUCAGAAAUCAAAUCUUGUUACACAUCAGAAAACCCAUACAGGAGAGAAAGCAUUUUCAUGUUUUCAGUGUGGAAAAUCUUUUCCAUUGAAAUCACAUCUUAUUGUACAUCAGACAAUUCAUACUGGAGAUAAACAAUUUUCAUGUUCUGAAUGUGGGAAAUGUUUUACUCAGAAAUCAAAUCUUAUUACUCAUCAGAAAAUUCAUAAAGGAGAGAAAAACUUUUCAUGUUCAGAAUGUGGGAAAUCUUUUACUCUCAAAUCAUAUCUUAUUACUCAUCAGAAAAUCCAUGCAGAAGAGAAAGCAUUUUCAUGUUCUGAUUGUGGAAAAUGUUUUACUCAGAAAUCAAAUCUUCUUACUCAUCAGAAAAUUCAUACAAAGAAAAAAAAAAUGUGUUCUGAAUGUGGGGAAUGUUUUACUCGGCAAUCACAUCUUAUUAGACAUCAGGCAAGUCAUACAGGAGAGACACCAUUUUCAUGUUCUGAAUGUGGGAAAUUUUUUACCCUGAAAUCAAAUCUUACUACACAUCAGAAAAUUCAUAAAGGAGAGAAAGCAUUUUCAUGUACAGAAUGUGGGAAAUGUUUUACUCAGAAAAUAAAUCUUAUUACUCAUCAGAAAAUUCAUACGGGAGAGAAAACAUUUUCAUGUUCUGAAUGUGGGAAAAGUUUUGCUCGGAAACCAAAUCUUAUUAGACAUCAGAAAAUGCAUACAGAAGAAAAAGCAUACUCAGAAAUCAUAAUAUUAUAGUGAUUGUAAAGAUUAAUGAAUUACUGCC
Molecule: messenger RNA, 1726 nt
Organism: Bombina bombina (fire-bellied toad)
Lineage: Eukaryota; Metazoa; Chordata; Amphibia; Anura; Bombinatoridae
Product: gastrula zinc finger protein XlCGF57.1-like
Exons: 6
Coding region: 154-1698 (514 amino acids)
Source: RefSeq, a predicted model, not a curated record